UCAACCAUUGGUGGAAUUCAAAAACAGGACCGCAGUUUGAUUCGACUUGCAUGACAGAAUACGGAAUGUUUGGGAUUUUCUGGCGAGACGCUAAAUUUCCCUUCGCAGAAAAAUGGAUACUUGUAUGAACACUAAAAUGGAGAGGUUGGAGUCAGAAGAUGUUGCUGAUUUGAAGAAAGACUUGCUGUCGGAAUUUUCAGAUAUGUCUGACGGCCAGAACUCCACAACUGAAGCAAAGGAGCAUUUGAAGGUAUACCUUCGAAUAAGACCAUUUACCUCGUUCGAGACAGAAAAUGGCGAGUCACAAGAUUGCGUGGCCAUAGAAACACCCGAUACUGUCCUUCUGAAGGCACCAACCAUGUCGCUAUCCUCUCGACUGAGUGACAAAUCAGCAUCGCAGACGGCACAGCGAUUUCAGUUUUCGCAGGUCUAUGGUCCUGACACAACACAGAAGGAGAUGUUUGAUGGAACAGUGAAGACUCUUGUCAAGGAUGUGCUGGAAGGAGGGAAUUCUUUGGUCUUCACAUAUGGAGUCACGAACGCAGGAAAGACGUACACUUUUUUAGGUCCAGAAACAAAUGCAGGAAUCCUGCCACGGUCUUUGAACGUCAUCUUCAGCAGCAUCGAAGGCCACAUCUACACGCAGAUGAAUCUGAAACCCCAGAGGUGUCGAGAGUUCAUCAGGCUCGCCGCGGACCAACAAAGCGAAGAGGCCACCAUGAAACGGAGCCUCUUUAGACUUCUCAAAGAGUCUGAUGCAAGGAACACAAGCAGCCAAUCAAACUCCAGGAUAAAUCCGGAAGGCUCCACGCUGAGUGAAAUAGAUGGCUCCCUGAUGGAGGACGGUUUCAACCUGGACCUGGAGGAGCACACCAAGUUCUCUGUCUGGGUGUCCUUCUGUGAGAUCUACAACGAGAACAUCCACGACCUGCUGGAGCCUGUGCCGACCGGGGCCGCAAGGAGACCUGCCCUCAGGCUUUCCCAGGAUGUCAAGGGGAACUUAUUUGUCAAAGAUUUGCGGUGGGUGCAGGUAAACAGUGCUGAGGAAGCUUAUAAAAUCAUGAAAGUGGGCAAGAAGAACCAAAGCUUCUCCAGUACUAAACUCAACCAGCUGUCAAGCAGAAGCCAUAGCAUCUUUUCCAUCCGAGUCAUGCGCAUUGAUGACGUUGGGCUUCCUAGAGUCAAAACGGUUAGCGAGUUGUCCUUGUGCGACCUGGCUGGCUCGGAAAGGUGUGCCAAAACUCAGAAUGUAGGCGAUCGCUUGAAAGAGGCAGGAAACAUCAACACCUCAUUGCUCACUCUGGGGAAAUGUAUAAACAUACUGCGGCACAACCAGCAAGCUAAGGUGCCCCAACUUGUGCCCUUUCGAGAGAGCAAGCUCACACAUUACCUCCAGAGCUACUUCAUGGGACGAGGCAAAGCCUGCAUGAUUGUCAACGUCAACCAGUGCGCCUCAGUGUAUGACGAGACGCUCAACGUGCUCAAGUUCUCUGCUGUUGCACAGAAGGUGGUGGUCCUGAGCACCAAGACGAUUCCAGUCGUGGAGGUAGGCAAGAAGGGCGAGAGGAAGGUGUCGUUCAUCAUCAACAACGCUGAGCACCGGAAUCUGGAGCGGAAGCUGCGCAGGAGCUCGCUGGUGCAGUGGGACUCCAGCCUGGAGGACGUGCAGGAGGAUGAAGAUGACUGGGAGGAAGAGGAGGACGAUUCAGUGACUGAUCUCGUCGAACCAUAUGAAGAGCAGUUGAGACUGGUGGGGGAGCUGAAAGAAGAGCUUCAGAAAGUGAAGUCUGACAACAUGCUGGUGGAGUGUCGUAUCCGUGAGGAGGUCACCAACGACUUCUCUGAGCUUUUCACACAGAUGGAGGCUGACUUCAGUGAACGCUUGGCUAAAGAGAAGGCCAUGAUUGAGGAGAGGUGUGAGAGACGCCUUGAGCUCCUGAAGGAGUUGGUCAAGAAGAACUCCCGCCAUGAUGAAGAUGAGGAUGGUGUUCAGUCAAAUGACGAGCAGUGUCUUGACGAAAUGAUAGACUCUAUGUGCAGUGACGUGGAGAGCAUCAGGAAGGAUGCCGAGGCGGCCCAGUCCUGCCUGGUCAGCCACCCUGCCCCUGCCCCCGCCCCCAUUGCCAUGCUGAGCGACCUUCAGAGGAAGGUCACCGAGCUCACCCAGGAGCUCAUUCAAAGCCAGAGCCUUCUCUCCAAGAAAACCUCAGAACUGGACAAGCAACAAAAGCAAUCCAGGGAGGAGCUUGAGGAGACUAAAAAAAAGCUGCAGUCUCAGGAGGUCCGCUGUGAAGAGCAAAUGGCCAUGUGUCACCAGAAGGACUCAAUGGUCAGCAAACUGCAGGCCACUAUUGACAUGCAGACUGAGGCCACCACUAAAGAUAGAGCGCUGAUUGACUCCAUCCGAAAAGAGCUCUUGGAACUGCGGGCCAAAUGCACCUGCACAGGUGCGGGUGGACGGAGCUCUCAGACCGAGACCAGGAAGCGGAGGCAGCAACAGGGGGAGGGGCUGGACGAGCAGCCCCCUCUAAAGAAAGGUGCUGUAGAUGACUGUGACCUCUCAGAGCUCUCUGACCCCUCAGAGGUCAAAGGUCAACCAGAGGUCACGCAGGCGGAGUCUCAGCUGAAGGGUGAGCGGUUAGCUGAGUCAGAGCAGCGGCGGCAGUCUCUUGAGCUGCGUCUGCGAGAUGUCGCCGCCCAGCUGAUGGACCGGCAGCGCGCCCACGAUCAGGUUCUGAGAGAGAAGGAGGAGCUUGACCGCGAGGUGAACAUCCUUCAAAGCAAAUCAAGGGAACAGGUCAGAACACUAGCCGAACUGGAAGCUGAGGUCAGCACCACCAAGGCGCAGUUGCAAGUGACUCAAGGGCAGGAUGCAGAGGAGCUUGAAAGGACCUGCAAGGAAUUGAGUGCUGCCAAAGCACAAAUGGCCACUCAAGAGGCAGAGGUCAGAGAGAAGACUGCCCUUAUCGAGAAUCUCUCACAGGAAGUUCAGCAGCUUAGAGGCAAAGUGGCCGCAGUUACAACAGACUUGUCUCACCUGGACGACAAAGUGAAGCAGAGGCAGGAGAUGGAUGAUAAGGAGGCCUCCUUCUCUUCCAAGGACAAAGAGCUUUGCCAGAGAGAGAAGGAGCUGUCGGAGAGGGAGGCUGAGCUCAAAGUCCUCCAAGAGCAGUGCCGUGCGCCUGGUCACGACCGACACGCUGAGCUGGAGAAGGCGCUUGGCCUCCAAGAGGCUACACUGUCUCAGAAAGAGCAGGAGCUGGAGGAGAAACUGGCCACCACAGAGGCCCAACUGGCGGAGAAAGAGGAGGCUCUGGAGGAGAAGCUGGCCAUGAAAAGUGCGGAGCAUUCUCAGAGAGAGGAGGCGCGAGAGAGGAGGCUGGCGCUUAGAGAGGCGGAGCUCAGUCAGAGAGAGGAGGCCCUAGAGAGGAAGCUGGCUGACCAAGAGGCCGAGUUGGAGAAGAGGACGGCCCUCAGAGAGGCCGAGUUUCUGCAGAAGGACGAGGAGCUGCGCAGCACCCUCACCGCCAAGGAAGAGGAGUUAUCCAAGAGAGAGGGGGAGGUGGAGAAGGCCCAGGCCCAUCAGGAGGCCGUAGCCACGCAGAGCAAAUCGGAGGCGUCGUCGUCGUCGUCCCAGAAGGAGCUGGCCAGCAGGGAGGUGGAGUUAGCCAGCAAGGAGGCGUUGCUGUCGCAGAAGGAGGAGGAGUUGUCGCGGUUGCAGCGUAGCUUGAAGGAGGCGCAGGAGCGGGCAGAGGAGGCGGAGUCGGCGGCGGUGCAGGAGGCGCGGCGCAAGGAGGUCGAGCGCAGGAGGGAGCUGCUGGCCGUGGCGGAGGAGGCCAUCGCUCAGAAAGACGGCGAGCUGCAGAAACGAGCCCAGGAGAUCAACAGGUUAAAGGAGGAACUGAAAGUGGGCACAGAUAAAGUCCAGAGUCUGGCCCUGGAUCUGCAGAGACGAGAAGACGACUCAUCAGACCUGAAAGAGAAACUGGUCGACUCCAAGAAACAGAUUCAACAGGUCCAGAAGGAGAUCUCAUCCAUGCGGGACGUGGAGAAGUCUCUGCGUCAGAAGGUGCAGGACCUGGAGAAGACCAGAGCCCAGCUUCAGAAGGACCUCAGCAGCCGAGACCGCGCCAUUCACAUGCUCAAGAGUGAACAGUCAGCAGAUAAAUCAGACGAAACCCUUCAGCUGUAUCAGAAAGCCUGCAAAGACCUGCAGGCGCUUGACCAGGUGAUUGAGGACAUGCGCAUGGUGCUGACAGAGCAGGAGGAGACUCAGAACCAAAUGGACCUGGAGCUGGAGGCCCAGCUGGACCAAAAUCAACAACUCACUCAAGAGGUGGAGAAACUGAAGACUCUGCUGCUGAAGCAGGACAGCAGGAGGGAUGUUGGCAUGACGGGAGAGAUGGACACUCAGGCCAGAGAGGAGCUGGCCCAGGCACAGGAGAACCUAAAGCUGUCCAGUGAGAAGUCCCAGACGGACCGUAAGAAGUGGCUGGAUGAGAAGAUGGUUCUGAUCCGUCAGGCCAAAGAGGCGGAGGAGAAGAGGAACCAGGAGAUGAGGCGCUUCGCAGACGAACGUGAGCGGCACGCCCGGCAGCAGACGGAGCUGGAGGCCAUGUCGGAGCGUUUGCGGGAACGGGAUCAGGAGAUGGAGCGCUGGCGCAAGGACAGGGACACACUGGUGUCUGCGCUCGAGGUGCAGCUCCGCAAACUCGUCGCCUCCAACAUGGAGAAGGACCAGCAGCUGCAAAGGCUCCAGCACAGUAACGACUCCCAACCACUAGAGGGCGAGGCGUCUGUUGAGCAGCUGCGGAAGCUCUUGUCUGACAGAGAGGCCGAGAUCUUGCACCUGAAGGACCAGCUGAGGACCAGCACCCAGCCCGGCCACUCUGACCCAGCACCACCACCGCCGCAGCGGGACUCUUCAACACAGACCAACCUAGUGGCAGAGCCAGAGAAGGUGUCGGACAUUUCAACUGGCAAACUGCUGGACAGCAGCACCCUGAGACAACAAAGAGAGAAGAGCAGAGGAUCUGUCAUCAGCCAGAGUUCGUCGGGGGGCUACCCAUCGGUGCUGGAGUCGUCUGAGAUCUCCACGGAGACGGGGCGGCGUUCCCGUUUCCCGCGGCCAGAGCUGGAGAUCUCCUUCAGCCCGCUGCAGCCUGACCGGCUGGCGCUGAGGCGGCAGGGAGACGACGAGGCCAUCACCGUUAAGAUCAAGCGCUCUGCGCGCAAGAGGAAGAGCACCGACAUCGAGAAGUCUUUCAGUUUAAGGAAGAAAAUCAGCAAGAGCAACAAUAAAGCAACACCUCAAACGCCCAAACAAAACACACAGGACGCGGUGGACAGUGAAAACAAGAGGAACACAAGGUCCAGGCUGACACCCAAACUGGCGAUGCACCAGGAGGAGUCUCCUGCCCCAAGCAGUAAAGCCUCCCAUGGAUCUCAGUCCAGUCUCCGAAGUGGAAGAGAGGGCAAGCUGCAGAAGAUUGGAGACUUCCUGCAGAGCUCGCCCACCUUCCUGGGCAGUAAAGCUAAGAAGAUCAUGGGGCUAGUAAGUGGACGGUCUGAUGUGGAUGGAGGCACCUCGUCCAAACGGCCCAAAAAGAAGCUCUACCACCCAGCGAUCUCAGCCCCCAUGGAUAUACCUGCCAACCAGAUCAUUGGACGAGAGACAGAGGAGAGGGAAAGUGACCACCUCGUCAUAAAGAGACGUCUGCGCUCCCGAUUCGGAAAGUGAAGUCCUCCCAAAAGGAAGCCAAUCGAUACGGUUUGGUUUGGUCUGUCAAAACACAUUUAGCUCACUUCCUGCACAGUGAUUUUAAUUUUUUUAAUCCUUUUUUUUUUAACACUUGCACUUUUUUUUACUGUACACAGUGUUUUAUAUAAUGGAAUAUUUUGUAAUUUUUAUUGUGUAUCAUUGUUAUAUAUUGCACAAAUUUUGAUUAUUUAGUCAAUGGUCAAGUACUGUCAUUUUAAAUGACAGUCAAAUACACAUAGAAAGAGACAAACAUAUAGUCUCUGGCCAGUCAUACAGCUGUGGUGAGGGGAGCACAUGUAGGUUCAUGGAAAGUUGUAAAUACUAACAUAGCAUAUUAAGUUUCUUAAGACUCUUUUAUCAAUAAGACAUAUUGUACAAAUUGUAUAUUUGUACCAUAUUUAAUAUAACACCUCCCUAUACUAACAUUAACUUUUCAAACAAUGCAGUGCCUUUAUGUGAUUUGUCAGAAAUCUUGUUUUGAUUGAAUGUAGUCGUCAAUGAUUCUUUCCUAUAGUAAAAUACAAACCAUUUUUUCACAAAAUCACAAAAAUAAACACUUGUGCAUCUUA
Molecule: messenger RNA, 6330 nt
Organism: Alosa alosa (allis shad)
Lineage: Eukaryota; Metazoa; Chordata; Actinopteri; Clupeiformes; Clupeidae
Gene: kif20ba
Product: kinesin family member 20Ba
Exons: 36
Coding region: 113-5740 (1875 amino acids)
Biological process (GO): microtubule-based movement; mitotic spindle assembly
Cellular component (GO): nucleus; spindle microtubule
Molecular function (GO): plus-end-directed microtubule motor activity; microtubule binding; ATP binding
Source: RefSeq, a predicted model, not a curated record